Apis cerana (Asiatic honeybee) is the source of this 5800-nucleotide messenger RNA. RefSeq lists its product as uncharacterized. The record is from RefSeq and is a predicted model, not a curated record. NCBI's taxonomy places the organism in Eukaryota, Metazoa, Arthropoda, Insecta, Hymenoptera, Apidae.
AUCGAACGUGUUACGGGCUGGCGACCGUGCAUCUACAGUUUUGCUCGUUCUCGAACCUGGACUCUGUUCGAACCUCCCUCUCUCGUUGUUUCCUGUUCCGCGUCCGUUCCAGAUCGCCCGUUUUUCCGCUCGCGAUUCGAUAUGUACCGGGCGUACACAUUUCUCGUGUCAUUGAAUCGUGACGAUCAUUGUCAACGAGUCGCUGCUUUCUCUCGUUCGUAUCGAUAUAUCGAAUAUAGAAGAUUAAAUAACGUAAAUUAGUGUGUGGACAAGUGCUCGUGGAAAAGUUGGAAUUUAUCGAGUAUGUGUCGAGAAAUGUUUAGAGAACGUUUCAAGUGAAAAGAGAAUGGCGAUCGGAUUGGAAUACAAAUCUUCAAAAUAUUUUAUUUUACGGGAAAUUUUUUUAUUUACGUACUCAAACGAUCGUUUCCUGUGUAGCUACAUAGAAAAGAGAAUGAAAAGAUUCAUCGAACUUCUUUCAUCUCGAUCCAAAAAGGAAAAGAAGAAGAAAAAAUCCAGUUUCAUAUUUGUUGAACGUUUAAUUUUUUAUUUUGAUUCGAAUUUGACAGAAACAGAACGAUUCUUCAGAAAUUUUUAAUCACGCAAAUUCAUUGUAAGUCGUACGACGCGAUAUGUCAUUACAUUUCAGAUUAAACGCGAUAUAAUAUGUCUGUCUCCUAUUAGAGAAAAUUAGAUGCAAAUUAUCGUAACGAUACUUGCUGAUUUGAUUGGCACGAUUCAAAAAAUUUGCAUCCAACACAAUUCAAGGGAAAACGAGGGAAAAAUUAAAAUCUUGUUUAACCCGGUAAUCUGAUUGUGAGAACAGGCCAAUUAAUAACGGUGGAAUUUUACGAUCAUUCACACGGUUCACUUUUAUCGAUUGUAUUCAACUGGCUGAGACUGUCUCGAUAACUUCUCUACUCUCGCAAUUUCUAGUAACUGUGAAACGUUGUUUCCUCGAAUAAUAACGCUUUAAUCGCAUCUUUUUCUUCUUCUUCAAAUAAUCUCUAUUAUUGUUAAGGAAAAAGUGCGCAUCGAUGAUAAAUGAUCAAAAAUCGAUUUAAAUAUUAAAGCAAUUUUAUAUUAUGAAAUAUUUAAUUUUUUUUCCCCUUAAAUUAUAAAAUCUGCUCAGUGAAGUAAUAAUCGUUGUAUAACGAAACCGACGAUUAACGUAUCGAUCGUAUGAAAUUGAUGAUUGGGAACGAUUUUGAAACUUUAAUUACGUUACAUGAUAUUCCAAAGAAUUCUAAAAUAAUGUAAUAAUAAUAAUAAAAAAAAAUAACUAUCUGCUUGAUUACAAUAUAAAUACGAAAUAUAUCCUCGAGUGAGAGAUAAAGAGAUAUAAGUAAUUUGGUUAAUCUUUUUAAGAGAAAAAAACGAUAUCGUGCAAGCCGGUUUUUUUUUUAUAGACUUUUAUGAUCAGGAUAAUUUUAGAUUUAAAAAAAUUUUUGCAUAAUAAGACAAAUUUUUUAUUUUAUAGGAAUUCUGCGUGAAAGUCGUUUAAACGUAUUUUAAACGAAUCGUAUUCGAUUAAUAUUCACAAAUUAUCUCAGUCUUUUGAAAAAUAAUCGAUCAUUUACAUAAUUGGUAAUUACGAGGAGUAAAUAAAUCACGCGAGAUUUCUUUUACAACAAUCGUCAACUUUGAUUAUUUCUUCUACGCCUGAUUUAAAUUAAUUCAUUUCUUUUUUUCCUUUUUUUUUUUUUUCAAUCAAUUUGAUACAUUGCCGAUAAUAAAGAUAAGUCGCGCGUGUAGAAUCUAAUUAUAACAAUAUGAAAUAAUUGUUCCAUAUUUACCAGUAAUUUAAUUAGCAGUUUAAUUAGUAAAAAGUAAAACGCGGAUAAUAAUUUAAUUAACAAAUUUGAACGAAUAAUUAUUAUGUGCAUCGCAUUAUAUAUAUAUAUGUAUAUUUCACAAAGAGGAAUUUUUAUAUACGAAUACAUUUUCUUUCAAGCGUGAUUUUCUUCCUUUUCGUUCUUCCCUUUUCAAAUCAACGAACGGGAUCUUUUUUCAACUAGAUAGAUAGAUUCAACAAACUGUUCUUAAUCCAAGUUUAUUGACCUUAGCCAUACGAAUUUUGCAAGGUCAUUAUAAAUUCUCGAAUAAAAUUUCGAUCGAACGUAUCCCAUCUCUACGAAACAUUUGACCAAUUAUUUACUCUUCUAUUUUUGGCUCGUGACACUUUUCUCGAGAAAGCUACGUCGGAUUAUAAAUAAACAUUCUCUCCAAAACUGUAAACAAGUAACGAGUUAAUCGCGGAUGUGAUCACCAUUAUUUUAUUCAAACGAGCCGACGAGUUUGACACACGAGAAUUUUUCGCAUAUUUAUUUCCACCGAAUCAUUGUCUCGGAUAUCGUCCGCUUAUAUCGAGAAAAAGGAACGAGAAAAAUCAAUAAACUUUCGAUACCCUCAUCGAUCAUCGCAAACAUUUCUUUAUUUCGUUCUUUUCCUCUUUUUUUUUUUUUUUCAAAGAUGCCAACGAAUUUCACGUGUUAACGCGAAAGUUAAAAGUGGAACGGGAAAAUACGUGCGUAAUUUCUUUUCGAAGUUUUGCCAAGACGCGACGCGGAAAGAAACGGCCGUUACCAGCGUAUGGCUGGACAUUCCAGGCUCUAUACGCGCGCGGAAUAUACACACACGGUUGGAACUAAAUCGAGGGACAGACACAUCCUGACCUUCGAUACAGUUCGAUUCGCCGUUGGAUCGCCGUUACCAAUUUAGAGAUGCAGGAAACGGGGAUACAGUUAGAGUUGGGAAGAUCGAUGGAAGAAAGAGAAGGAGUGGAAUGGGAAGGAAUGGUGGAAGAGGAGCAGGCGAGGGCUGCGUGGAGAAACCCGUGUCGACGUUAUGGCGCAAUUACGUUACCAGCAGCAGGCCGGACGUGUCGAUGAGGCUGACGGUCACGAACGGCGGUUUGACCGCGACGACCAAGGAUCACGGGCUGACGGAGUACUGGGCGCACAGGGUCACCUAUUGCACCGCGCCUGCUUCCCACCCGCGCCUGUUCGUCUGGGUGUACAGGCACGAGGGGCGAAGGCUGAGGCCCGAGCUCAGGUGCCACGCCGCCCUCUGCAGCAAGGAGUCCACCGCCAGGAGGCUCGCCUCGACCUUGAACGCCAGGCUGCAGCAGGCGCUCCUGGAAUUCAGACGGGACAAGGUCUCCAGACAAAAUGCUAGGUUGUCGCUAGCAAACGCUCUGUACGAGAACCCUUCGUUGCCGCGGCGAAAGUUGCUUCUGAGCACGGGGGGUCAGAAUUACCGGCCCCCCCUCGAGAGGUCGAAAAGCGCGCCGAAACUGUCCGCCAUCGAGGAGGACAUCGUCGCCGAGGAGAUAGAGCAACAAAGGAUCCUGGACGAGUUGAGGACGUUGGAGAACGUGGCGCGAAGUUGGCAGGAUCAGGACAGCUGGAGGCUCGCGCGGCUCCUCGACGCUUUGAACCGCGAGUCGUCCGACGAAAAUGGAAGUAUCUCGAGCGGGUGCGAGACGGCGAGCACAGCUACAAGCGAGGAGAGGGCGCCCGCCGGAUUGGAGGAUCAUCAUGCUACAGGAGAUGGAACGGAACAGCAAACGGACAGAAGAGUGAUGUUCCCCAACGAGACGGUCGCGAGGGGACCGGGCCCUCGAAGAAACUCGGAAGGUUCCCCAAACUUCAUGACCUGCGCCGGGAGUCCCCGUUUCCAUCGUCGAAACGUGGUCGUACACCACGGGAGCCGGGAAAGGUUCUCGUCCCGAAACGACGAGGAGGAGUCGAUGGAGGAGGAGGACGAGGAGAUAGAGGCAUCUCACGUGUUCGAUUUCGAGGAUGUGGAGGAUUUCGACGACGUGGUCGACUACAGGCCGAGGGGCGAGAUACUGCGCAGGCUGGAGGAUCCUCAGGAGAGGGAGAGACGAGUGAUGGAGAAAUAUCCAGGUCGAAUGAACCACCACGAUCUGUUGCAAAACGACGAGACUCCGUUUCUAACGUUGGACUCCCUCGACGAGGAAGUGGACAGCGACGAGAGCGGCUACGUCGAGGCGCCGCCGAAAUCUUUAUUGGGCCAGGACGACCCGAGGAAGGAGGAGGAGGAGGAGAGCGGCGACAAGAACGAGUCGCGUCAGGGACAGGGCGAGACGCGUCGGGACAUGCUUAGGGGAUCGAAGGUCGUGGAGGAAAGUGAGAAAGUGAAAAGCGAGGAUUCCAAAGAGACGGAAGGCAUAGAAGCGGAGGAAGAAGAGGUGAGCGAGGAAGAAGUCGAAACCAAGGAUCCUCUGUUGACGGUGGAGAACAAUCAGAGGAUUAAAGAAAAGGAAAGGGAGAGGAGCGAUUUUAUUAAGUGUCCUAUUUCAGAGACUAUAAAGAAACUGGCGAAUGCGUCGUUGAAAAGCUCCAAGUCUUUAGAAAUGACUACGAACAACUGUUUGAAAGCUCUGAAUAAUUUAAAGACCUCAAAGUCGUUCGACGGUGUUAAGGCUAUCUCGGAGAUGGAAGGUGAAUCUCCGAGUCUUCAUCAGAGGAAGAAAUUGCUCGCUCAACAAGGAGUCAUCGUUUGAAAACUUGUCCAAAUAACAAAUAUAAAAAUGGAAGCCUGAAGAUUAAAUCUAGGUCUAUUCUUUCUCUCCGACCUUCCAACGCUGGAACGAUAGACCACUGUACACAUCACGUAUAAUAGACUCGUUACGUCGUCAUAUUUGUUAGAAAAUUUUGAAACGGUAGAAAACUUUAUGAAGAAAUAAUAAUCAAAUGGUAUAGUUAAUGAUGUUCGUUUUGUUCAAUCAAUAAGAGUCUUUAGUAAACUGUUGUAUCUAUGUUAUUGAUUUAACAGAAACGAAAUAUGAUUUCGAGUAUCGUGAGAAUACGUGUUUAGAAUUUGCGAGGAUAUAAAUAUGUUGCUCUAUGGAAUUGUUGAGAAUCAAAUGAUUUUUAGAAAAAAAAAAAAAAAUGAAAUUCGUAUAGUUUAAUUCGAAAUCUGUUGAUUUAGGUGCGCCGAAGAUUGUAAAUCUGAAGUUCAGAUGAAUAAGGAUUACUAAUAAUAAUUAUAUGUUAAAAGAAAAUCUAUUAUUCUUGCGAAGCGUGGUACAAUUAUAUUUUCAUUGUUUGAUUUAGGAACGUGUACUUAUAAAGCAGAGAGAGAAUUAAGUGAAUUUGACGCGUGAUUUGAAACUGAAUAUUUUUAUAAAGUUAAAUCCGCACAACGUAAUUAUGAAUAAAAAUAGUUAUUUUAUAUAGAUAUAUUUAAUAAAUGUUAAAAAUAAUAGAAAAUUAAAUUUCUUUAUUCAAAUUUUAAGAGAAAUGCUUUCUAAGAUUGCAAUAUUUUUUCAUAAAUUUUUCAUUAACAACGCAAAUUGCAAUUGUUGAAUAUAAUAUAUUUCAUGCUAUUUAAAUCCACGCGUUUCAUUGCUUGCCGAAAAUGAGAUUAAAAUCCUAUUUUGUGUAUUAGUCGCAGAUUAAUUCAUUUAUAAUGUAUAUUUUAAAAAUUCGAAAUGUUAUAUUUAAAUUUAUUAUUACACGGUUCUUAAACGGGACAGUGCCAUAUAUAUAUAUGCUCUUAAACUCGACGUAAUUCUUCUGUAUUUUUAUUACAGUUUCUAUUCCGCCAAAUGUAUGCAAAAUUUUUUAGAAAAGAAUUUUAAUAUUAUGUUAUGUUAAUGAAUAAUCUGGACUAAACACUUUAAUAAUUGCUCAUGUAAUUCGGUAUCUGAUUAUGUGAAUUAGCGUAUCAUGAUAAAUGUCGCGGAAAAAAUUAAAAAUAUUGUCACCAUUGCUGUACAAGAAAGAUUCGAAGAUGAAUAAAAAAGAAAAAAAUUCUUGAAAAUCUAAAA